Carlito syrichta (Philippine tarsier) is the source of this 935-nucleotide messenger RNA. Its product is annotated as olfactory receptor 4E2. The record is from RefSeq and is a predicted model, not a curated record. NCBI's taxonomy places the organism in Eukaryota, Metazoa, Chordata, Mammalia, Primates, Tarsiidae. The coding region runs from base 1 to 930 and encodes 309 amino acids. Gene Ontology annotation, biological process: G protein-coupled receptor signaling pathway. Gene Ontology annotation, molecular function: olfactory receptor activity; G protein-coupled receptor activity. The transcript has a single exon. Gene Ontology annotation, cellular component: membrane.
AUGGACAUUUUAAACCAAACAAGAGUGACUGAAUUUGUCUUCUUGGGACUUACUGAUAACCAAGCACUGGAGAUACUGUUUUUCAUGGCAUUCUCAGUCACUUAUGGACUAACCCUUUUUGGGAACAUUCUCAUUGUCAUUAGCAUAGUCUUUACUCCACGUCUCCAUACCCCUAUGUAUUUCUUCCUGAGCAAUCUGUCAUUUAUUGACAUCUGCCACUCAUCUGUCACUGUGCCCAAGAUGCUGGAGGGUUUGCUUUUAGAGAGAAAGACCAUUUCCUUUGGCAACUGUAUCACACAGCUCUUCUUCCUCCAUGUUUUUGCUUGUGCUGAGAUCUUUCUGCUGACCAUUAUGGCAUACGAUCGUUAUGUGGCUAUCUGUACUCCAUUACACUACCCCAAUGUAAUGAACAUGAAAGUCUGUGUACAGCUUGUCUUUGCUCUCUGGUUGGGAGGUACUGUUCACUCACUAGCGCAGACCUUCUUGACUAUUCAUCUACCUUACUGUGGCCCCCAAAUUAUUGAUAGCUACUUCUGUGAUGUGCCUCCUGUCAUCAAGCUAGCCUGUACAGACACACACCUCACGGGAAUGCUGAUCGUGUCCAAUAGUGGAACCAUCUCUCUCAUCUGUUUUCUGACCUUGGUCACCUCCUAUACAGUCAUCCUGGUCUCCCUUCGAAAGUACUCAGCUGAAGGGCGCUGGAAAGCCCUGUCUACCUGCUCAGCCCAUUUCAUGGUGGUUGCCCUUUUCUUUGGGCCAUGCAUCUUCAUCUACACUCGACCAGACACGAGCUUUGCCAUUGAUAAGGUGGUGUCUGUCUUCUACACAGUGGUCACCCCUUUGCUGAAUCCCCUGAUUUACACCUUGAGGAAUGAAGAGGUAAAAAGUGCCAUAAAGCAGCUCAGGCAGAGACAAGGUUUUUUUCAUUAAAUCAU